CCUCUCCUAAGGAGAGGGCCUCCCUUUCCCGUGAUCACCUUUUGCGUCCUUUGUUAACCUCCAAGUCUACUUGGUGAAAACGGCCCACGAAGGAGUAACAAGGACUUUGUCCCUAGUGUGUCAGGUUUGGGCACCAGUGCUGUAGUGGCUUUCUCUGCUGCUCCUUGUGCAUCAGCAGACAGAUGUGGUUUACAUAGGAAGAAAGACUAAUGUAGGCAAAGAUUUGCUCUUUCUUCAGCAGCCCUGGAAAGACGGUGGCCUGGGUGAUUCACCACUCCUUCCUCACGUCCUUGAUUUUAUUUCAACUGAGUUCGAUAUGCUCCUCCCAUCCUUUUCCUCUUGGAAGCCAAACCUCUUUGUAAUUUGUAUAAGGUCCAUACCCCAGGAGCUGAGUGACUGCAGAAACUGGCCUUCCAUCUCUCUCAGACACCAAGCUGCAGAUCCAGGUCACUUCGUAGGUCACCACCUAAAGGGGAAAAAGACCUCGCUUUGGAGAGUGGCAAUAAAACGCUUGUGGAGAAGCAUACACGCUUUUCCGGGAAAGUGAGGCCACCAUGGCUCUUGAUAAGUCUGUCAUCCUGCUCCCUCUGCUUGUCCUGGUGCUGCUGGUGCUGGGCUGCCUGGGCAGGGAAUCCCGGGCCAAGAAAUUCCAGCGGCAGCACAUGGACUCAGGCAGUUCCCCCAGCAGCAACUCCACCUACUGCAACCAAAUGAUGAAGCGCCGGAGUAUGACACAGGGGCGGUGCAAACCAGUGAACACCUUUGUGCACGAGCCCCUGGUAGAUGUCCAGAAUGUCUGCUUCCAGGAAAAGGUCACCUGCAAGAACGGGCAGACCAACUGCUUCAAGAGCAAGUCCAGCAUGCACAUCACAGACUGCCGCCUGACAAACGGCUCCAGGUACCCCAACUGUGCAUACCGGACCAGCCCGAAGGAGAGACGCAUCAUUGUGGCCUGUGAAGGGAGCCCAUAUGUGCCAGUCCACUUCGAUGCUUCUGUGGAGGACUCAACCUAAGGUCAGAGCAGCGAGAUACCCCACCUCCCUCAACCUCAUCCUUUCCACAGCUGCCUCUUCCCUCUUCCUCCCCUGCUGUGAAAGAAGUAACUCCAGUUAGGGCUCCUAGUCAACACACUCAUGCUUCCUUUUCCUGAGUCCCACCCCUGCGUGAUUUUGGGGGUGAAGAGUGGGUUGUGAGGUGGGCCCCAUGUUAACCCCUCCACUCUUUCUUUCAAUAAAACACAGUUGCAAGCACUUGA
Chlorocebus sabaeus (green monkey) is the source of this 1255-nucleotide messenger RNA. RefSeq names its product ribonuclease pancreatic. The record is from RefSeq and is a predicted model, not a curated record. Lineage: Eukaryota; Metazoa; Chordata; Mammalia; Primates; Cercopithecidae. Gene Ontology annotation, biological process: defense response to Gram-positive bacterium. Gene Ontology annotation, molecular function: RNA nuclease activity; nucleic acid binding.